AUGUCGCAGUCUGCCAUCACCACCAACAGCCUCCGCGCUUCGCCAAACGAGUCCGGGACAGGGCUGAUGGAACAAGUGGCUUAUGCAUGCCGCGAGUACCAGAUCGCCUCGCCCUCAUUCCAAAUCGUCUCAGACAGAAGAGGUGGUCGCACAGCCUGGUCGAGCCGCGUGACCGUCAACGGCGCGAUCCACCAGGCCAGGUUCUGGUACGAUGGCAAGAACCUCAACAACGCCAAGGAGGACGCGGCCGAGGUCGCGCUCAGCUUCAUCUCCAUGGCGGCGUCCCCUUCGGCGUCGAGGAGGUGGUAA
Diaporthe citri is the source of this 309-nucleotide messenger RNA. RefSeq lists its product as uncharacterized. Lineage: Eukaryota; Fungi; Ascomycota; Sordariomycetes; Diaporthales; Diaporthaceae. The record is from RefSeq and is a predicted model, not a curated record. Bases 1 to 309 code for a protein of 102 amino acids. The transcript is spliced from 3 exons.